AUGCCGUACCUGGAUCGACAGAACCGUAUCUGCGGCUUCCUGGACAUUGAAGAAAAUGAGACCUGCGGCAAGUUUCUGCGGAGGUAUUUUAUCCUGGACACCCAGGCCAACCAUCUCCUGUGGUACAUGGACAACCCACAGAAUCUGGCCAUUGGAGCAGGUGCUGUCGGAUCUCUGCAGCUGACCUAUAUCUCCAAGGUUAGCAUCGCUACCCCAAAGCAGAAGCCGAAAACUCCGUUCUGCUUUGUUAUCAAUGCUUUAUCCCAGCGCUAUUUCUUGCAAGCCAGUGAUCAGAAGGAUCUGCAGGACUGGGUGGAGGCACUGAACCGGGCCAGUAAGAUCACGGUGCCAAAGGGCGGCAGUGUCCUGCCAGCCACGGAGAUCGCAAAGCCUCCGGUGGUGCCCCAGGCCCAGGACAGGAAGCCCCAGGUGGCCUACAAAACAGAGAUCGUUGGAGGGGUGGUGGUCCACACGCCCAUUUCCAUCAACCAGAACGGUGGGGAUGGAGGGGAGGGCAGUGAGGUGGCUGCCCACCCACUGCUGCGGCGCUCGCAGAGCUACAUCCCCCCCUCGGCCACCAAGCCGCCUGCGGGGCCCCCCGUGCUCAAGAGCGGCUUCUGCGUCAAGCAGGGGAACCAGAGGAAGAGCUGGAAGCGACGGUACUUUGUUCUGGAUGAAUUUUCCAUCAGUUACUACAAGUGUGAGCAGGACAAGGAGCCCUUGCGUUCGAUUCUCCUGAAGGACAUUUGCAAGACCCACGAGUGCCUGGUCAAGUCUGGUGACCUCCUGAUGCGGGACAACCUCUUUGAAAUCAUAACGAGCUCCAGGACCUUCUACAUCCAGGCAGACAGCCCCGAGGACAUGCACAGCUGGAUCCGGGUGAUCACGGGGGCAGUGCAGGCCCUGAAAACCCGCCCCAGGGAGAUGUCCUUCAUGAGAUCCACCUCCAUGGGCAGGCCCGGGGGCUCCUCGGCCUCGUCCCUGCGGCCGGCGGCGGAGGAGCGGAGAGCCCUGUGCAAGGCUCCCUCCACCUCCUCCUGGCAGCCCUGGACGCCAGUGCCGCAGGUGCCACAGGCAGAGGGGAAGCUGCCGACAUUGGGGGAGCUGCCAGCACCGCUCAGAGACUCGGUGUUCGUGCCAGCCCUGACGGAGCGCGGCAGCAGAGCUAUGCCAGGCACACGCCUGCGGCACAGGUCGGAGCCACAACAUCUCAAGGAGAAGCCCUUUGCCUUCAACCUGGACGAUGAAAGCAUCCGAACCUCUGACGUCUGA
Messenger RNA from Acanthisitta chloris (rifleman), 1272 nucleotides. It is a transcript of the gene PLEKHA2, whose product is annotated as pleckstrin homology domain containing, family A (phosphoinositide binding specific) member 2. Lineage: Eukaryota; Metazoa; Chordata; Aves; Passeriformes; Acanthisittidae. The record is from RefSeq and is a predicted model, not a curated record. Gene Ontology annotation, cellular component: cytoplasm; membrane. The transcript has 11 exons. Gene Ontology annotation, molecular function: PDZ domain binding. The coding region runs from base 1 to 1272 and encodes 423 amino acids.